Messenger RNA from Chanos chanos (milkfish), 1698 nucleotides. Its product is annotated as excitatory amino acid transporter 3-like. The coding region runs from base 1 to 1698 and encodes 565 amino acids. Gene Ontology annotation, cellular component: plasma membrane. Gene Ontology annotation, molecular function: L-cysteine transmembrane transporter activity; glutamate:sodium symporter activity; L-glutamate transmembrane transporter activity. NCBI's taxonomy places the organism in Eukaryota, Metazoa, Chordata, Actinopteri, Gonorynchiformes, Chanidae. The transcript has 13 exons. The record is from RefSeq and is a predicted model, not a curated record. Gene Ontology annotation, biological process: L-glutamate transmembrane transport.
AUGGUUUUCUGUGGUUCGAGAAGUUUACUGAGGAAGAACUCUCUCCUCAUUGCCACAGUGCUCUCUGUGCCAGCUGGUAUCGCGCUUGGUGUGUUUGUUCGGGACUAUGUCUUCCUCUCCCAUCUCGACAAAUACUACUUUGGUUUUCCAGGAGAGAUUUUGAUGCGUAUGCUGAAACUUAUUAUAUUACCUCUUGUCAUUUCCAGUAUAAUCACAGGUGUAGCAGCACUGGAGUCUGAUGUGUCUGGUCGAAUUGGGCUGAGAGCAAUUGUGUAUUACUUUUCAACUACUGUUAUUGCUGUUGUCCUAGGGAUUGUCUUAGUGAUGACCAUUAAGCCUGGAGAGUCAUACAGCUACACUAACGUCACCUCACCUGGUAAUUCACCUGACGUCUCAACUGUAGAUGCCGUGCUGGAUCUGAUAAGAAAUAUGCUUCCAGAAAAUCUCAUCCAGGCCUGCUUUCAACAGUACAAAACAAAACGUGAAAAACUACCUAAUUUUCCCUUGGAGACAAAUUCUUCAGAAACGGUAAUACCUGAACAUUGCUUUCUCUUUUCUGCAUACACCUUAUUCUUCACAAAGGGCUUCAAAUUUGUGGGAUCAUACUCAGAUGGGAUUAACAUCCUUGGACUAAUUGUCUUCUGCCUGGUCUUCGGUCUAGUCCUUGGAAAAAUGGGUGAAAGAGGGCGUCCCCUGCUGGUGGUAUUUGACAUUUUGAAUGACGCAACGAUGAAGAUUGUGCAGAUUAUCAUGUGUUAUAUGCCAGUUGGAAUCCUGUUCCUCAUUGCCGCCAAAAUUAUUGAAGUUGAGGAUUGGAGCAUCUUCAGGAAACUUGGGUUAUAUAUGGUGACUGUUCUCAGUGGGUUAACCAUUCACUCCACUGUUGUCCUACCUCUUCUGUACUUCAUUAUUGUGAGGAAGAACCCUUUUGUUUUUGUCUGGGGAAUGGCCCAAGCACUACUUACCGCUCUCAUGAUCUCCUCCAGCUCAGCUACGCUGCCCAUUACCUUCAAAUGCGCCGAGGAGAACAACCACAUUGACAAAUGCAUCACGCGCUUCAUGCUGCCAAUCGGAGCCACCAUCAACAUGGAUGGCACAGCUCUCUAUGAGGCUGUGGCAGCCAUUUUCAUUGCCCAGCUCAAUAACUACCCUCUCGACAUAGGCCAGAUCAUCACCAUCAGCAUCACUGCAACAGCUGCUAGUAUUGGUGCUGCAGGGGUUCCAAGUGCUGGGAUGGUUACCAUGGUGAUUGUAUUAACAGCCGUGGGCCUUCCAGCCGAUGAUGUCACCCUUUUAAUUGCAGUUGAUUGGCUGCUAGAUCGUUUCCGUACUGUUACAAAUGUGUUGGGGGAUGCUUUUGGGACUGGCAUCGUGGAAAAACUUUCUCGAAAAGACUUGGAGAGAGCAGACAUGACACUGGACAGUGGAGCCAACAGCCUCUCUCUGGACAAGGACCCAGUUGCAGAAAAUGGUGGGAAAGCGUUAAAUGAAAAUGGAGUUCAGCCUCGAUCCCCCUUACGUUUAAUUGUGCCGAGGAGAACAACCACACUGACAAACACAUCAUGCGCUUUAAUGUUGCCAAUCGGAGCCACCGUCAACUUGGAUGGCACAGCUCUGUAUGAGGCUGUGGCAGCCAUUUUCAUUGCGCAGCUCAAUAACUACCCUCUCAACAUAGGCCAGAUCUUCACCAUCAGGUAA